This is a messenger RNA of Coregonus sp. 'balchen', 33275 nucleotides long. The record is from the annotation of a GenBank genome assembly. NCBI's taxonomy places the organism in Eukaryota, Metazoa, Chordata, Actinopteri, Salmoniformes, Salmonidae.
GUCUGCUAAAUGACUAAAAUGUAAAUGUAGAAAUAACGUGUUUGGACCGCAGCUCAUGUAUAUCCAUAUUCUGACGCUACAAAGUACCAUGAUGCAGUUCGCCAGUAUCGCGAUAUGAGUGGCGUUGUCUCGCCCCUGUAUUAUAGCCGCGGAAACCCCCAGCGCUCUCCCUUUCUCAACAUGGCACCGAAGGCGAAGAAGGAAGGUCUGUGAAGCCGUACAUUGUUUUCGCGUAAAAUCACUUAAAAAUGAAGAGCUACGCAUGUUGUUUGUACACGUAUGCAAAUGUGAAUAUAUGUUCUUUGCAAUCGUUGGACGUAACAGACGUACAUAGUUAUUUUAUCUGUCCAAAAGUCGCGAAAUGUAUUAAGUAGUCACCGACUGUCUGGCGAUGCUAGCUAGCUAGCUAGCUAGCCUGUUCGCUGGAACAAUCGCUGCUAUUUAAUUCAGCGGAAUACAAUUUCUCACAUCCAUAAGUUUGAGCUAACGUUAGUGAUUGCAGCCCUUGUGUGGUGUAAGUAAUUUUAAUUCGUCACGUUUUUUUUGUUGGGGCCGUCUUGACAGCGUGGCCGGUAGUAACGCCUCGAUCACACCGACAGGGCCGAUGCGUUUUGGUGAACCAGAAGUACGUUCAUUUCCAAAGGAGCGUUGCAGAGCCAGUUGCACGCUUCCAUACUGUGCUUUUAUUGGCUGCAACGACUGCCAAUUUAAUUAAUAUUGUUUCACAAUAUUAACUGGUAGAACGGAGUCCUCUCCAAUAUUAACUGGUAGAACAGAGUCCUCCAGUAUUAACUGGUAGAAGAGAGUCCUCUCCAAUAUUAACUGGUAGAAGAGAGUCCUCUCCAAUAUUAACUGGUAGAAGAGAGUCCUCUCCAAUAUUAACUGGUAGAAGAGAGUCCUCUCCAAUAUUAACUGGUAGAAGAGAGUCCUCUCCAAUAUUAACUGGUAGUAGAAGAGAGUCCUCUCCAAUAUUAACUGGUAGAAGAGAGUCCUCUCCAAUAUUAACUGGUAGAACAGAGUCCUCUCCAAUAUUAACUGGUAGAAGAGAGUCCUCUCCAAUAUUAACUGGUAGAAGAGAGUCCUCUCAAAUAUUGGUCUAAGGCACUGCAUCGCAGUGCUAGCUGUGCCACUAGAGAUCCUGGUUCGAAUCCAGGCUCUGUCGUAGCCAGCUGAGACCGGGAGACCCAUUGGGCGGCGCACAAUUGGCCCAGCGUCGUCCAGGGUAUGGGGAGGGAAUGGCCGGCAGGGAUGUAGCUCAGGUGGUAGAGCAUGGCGUUUGCAACGCCAGGGUUGUGGGUUCGAAUUCCCACGGUGGGCCAGUAUGAAAAAUAAUAAUGUAUGCACUCACUAACUGUAAGUCGCUCUGGAUAAGAGCGUCUGCUAAAUGACUAAAAUGUAAUGUAAAAAUGUUUGCACGUCAAAGCAACGCACAAUAUGAAAGCAUGCGACACAGCGACGCACUGUAACCUACUCCUCCAUCACACCUAAAGCGCCAUUGUGCUAAAUGGAAGCAUCUGGAUGUGUGCAACCAGUUCAACAUUCACUUUCUGCUACCAUUUGUGUCAAGCCGUCUACGCAUACAAUCAAUCCAACGAAUGCAGAACACACUGCAACUGCCUCUGCAACGCAAUGCUGCUGAACUAUACUAAAAAAAACGCAGCAUUCUAUUGCAAACGAAUGUACUUCUAUGUUCUGGUGUACCAUGACGCUGUAGGUGUGAUCAAGGCACUAGUCUGGCAGAUGAGUCGCAGUGGUGCAGAUUGCCUCCCAAUGAAAUGAAUGUACUUGUGCCGAAAUGCAUACAGUCUGACACAACCGGUGUGUCCAAGGCUUUAGGUAUAGCGCUGCAAACUAGGUUUGAUUUUUCUCCUAGCUGAACUCUGCUAGGCGACGCGAACAUGCUGUGCUCGCAUACAUCAUUAAGACCUUCGCUUGUAAAUCGCGAAACUACUGAACCAAAAUAUAAAUGCAACCAUUUCAAUGAUUUUACUGAGUUACAGUUCAUAUAAGGAAAUCAGUCAAUUGAAAUAAAUUCAUUAGGCCCACAUUUUUGGAUUUCACAUGACUGGGCAGAGGCGCAGCCGUGGGUGGGCCUGGCUCCACAGUGGGUGGGGCUAUGCCCUCCCAGGCCCACCCACGGCUGCGCCUCUGCCCAGCCAAUCAGAAUACGUUUUUAUCCCCACAAAAGGGCUUUAUUACAGACCUAAGUACUCCUCAGUUUCAUCAGCCAUCCGAGUGGCUGGUCUCAGACGAUCCCUGUAGGUGAAGAAGCCGGAUGUGGAGGUCCUGGGCUGGCAUGGUUACACGUGGUCUGCGGUUGUGAGGCCAGUUGGACAUACUGCCAAAUUCUCUACGACAUUGGUGGCUUAUGGUAGAGAAAUGAACAUUCAAUUAUCUGGCAACAGCUCUGGUGGACAUUCCUGCAGUCAGCAUGCCAAUUACACACUCCCUCAAAACUUGAGACAUCUGUGGUGUUGUGACAAAACUGCACAUUUUAGAGGCCUUAUUGUCCCCAGCACAAGGUGCACCUGUGUAAUGAUCAUGCUGUUUAAUCAGCUUCUUGAUAUGCCACACCUGUCAGGUGGAUGGAUUAUCUUGGCAAAGGAGAAAUGCUCACUAACAGGGAUGUAAACACAUUUGUGUACAACAUUUGAGAGAAAUACACUUUUUGUGCAUGAAAAAUGUCUGGGAUCUUUUAUUUUACCUCGUGAGGCCAACACUUUACGUGUUGCGUUUAUAUUUUAGUUCAGUAUAUUAUGACAGCAGCCUGACGCAUCAAAAGUGGUCCUAGCUUAAAUGUCCAUGUACCAGAAUUACAUUUGUUUCUCAAUUGUUUAAAUUGACUGAUUUCCUUAUAUGAACUGUAACUCAGUAAUAUUGUUGCGUUUUAAAUUAAGUAUAGAAGGUGUGUGUGUGAUAUUUUUUUUUUUUUAAGCGAUCAAAGCUUGAUAUGAAAUGACCUGUAGAACUGAUUCACAAAACCUCAACCACACCGUUUUACUGUUACCGUUGCAUUACAAACGUUGCUCGACCUUGGACAGAGUACUGCACUGGUGUAGUUAAUUUGCAUUCUUGCCCGUGGUGGGGAUGUCUGAUGCAGGUGUUUACAGCACACUGGCCGGGUGAAGACUCAUUGGUUGCUUACUGCAAUGCCGCGCAAAUUAUUUUGACAUAUGGAUGUGUCAGAUGUGUAACAGUGUUGUGAUUUAGGAUGACAAAUUAAUCUGCUUUAGUUUAUAAACCCUCUCUUUAACAUAUCUCCCCCUGUAGCUGUCCCUGCCUAAACCCAGUUGGAACGUCUUAUCUCUCCCUGUAGCUGUCCCUGCCAAGACCGAGGCCAAGGUGAAGGCCCUGAAGGCCAAGAAGGCUGUUCUGAAGGGAGUCCACAGCCAGAGGAAGAAGAAGAUCAGAACGUCUCCAACCUUCCGCCGCCCCAAAACCCUGCGCCUCCGCAGACAACCCAAGUACCCCCGCAAGAGCGCCCCUCGCAGGAACAAGUAAGUCCUACACAACAGUAAGAAUGCUGAUAGGUCGGUACAGUAGCCACGUGUACAGACCAUCUGUUGUGGAUUCUUGUAUUUUAUUAAGUCGUCGUAAAAAUGGCUGUCAGUGACAUUUUACGGUUUAGUCCAGGUUAGUUUCUCUGCUCGGGGUGCAAAUGAUGGUAACAGCGAUCAAAGUAUGAUAUCCCAUGAUUCCAUCCUUAUAAACCACUGAUGCACCUUAGAGAAACAGACUAAAACAUAGCGGUGGGGCGCAGGACAUUUGAAGGGCUUAGGUUGGGUCGCAGUGUUAAAGUUUGGUGAUCUAAUGACCAUGAGUUUUCCCCCUCUCUCUCUCCCCCCUCUCGCUUUCUCCCCUCUCCCCUCUUCUCUCACUCCCCCCCUCUUCCCCCUCAGGUUGGACCACUAUGCCAUCAUUAAGUUCCCUUUGACGACAGAGUCGGCCAUGAAGAAGAUCGAGGACAACAACACCCUCGUCUUCAUCGUUGAUGUCAAGGCCAACAAGCACCAGAUCAAACACGCCGUCAAGAAGCUCUACGACAUCGAUGUGGCCAAGGUCAACACACUCAUCAGGUACAACACUACCCCUAUGCCUCUAACUAACCCUAGCCAAGGUCAACACUACCCCUAUGCCUCUAACUAACCCUAGCCAAGGUCAACACUACCCCUAUGCCCCUAACUAACCCUAGCCAAGGUCAACACUACCCCUAUGCCCCUAACUAACCCUAACUAAUCAGGUAUGUAAUAUAAUCCUGAUAUUAGACCAUUACUAGCCUAAAUAAGGUACUGACAUCUAACUAUUAGACUCAAUGGGUACUGUCCUGCCUGCUGGUCUGACCUGGCCACCCAGUACAUUAGAAGGUCUUGACUUAGUUAAUGGCUACCACCCAGUACAUUAGAAGGUCUUGACUUAGUUAAUGGCUACCACCUAGUACAUUAGAAGGUCUUGACUUAGUUAAUGGCUACCACCCAGUACAUUAGAAGGUCUUGACUUAGUUCAUGGCUACCACCUAGUACAUUAGAAGGUCUUGACUUAGUUAAUGGCUACCACCCAGUACAUUAGAAGGUCUUGACUUAGUUAAUGGCUACCACCUAGUACAUUAGAAGGUCUUGACUUAGUUAAUGGCUACCACCCAGUACAUUAGAAGGUCUUGACUUAGUUAAUGGCUACCACCUAGUACGUUAGAAGGUCUUGACUUAGUUAAUGGCUACCACCCAGUACAUUAGAAGGUCUUGACUUAGUUCAUGGCUACCACCUAGUACAUUAGAAGGUCUUGACUUAGUUAAUGGCUACCACCCAGUACAUUAGAAGGUCUUGACUUAGUUAAUGGCUACCACCUAGUACAUUAGAAGGUCUUGACUUAGUUAAUGGCUACCACCCAGUACAUUAGAAGGUCUUGACUUAGUUAAUGGCUACCACCUAGUACAUUAGAAGGUCUUGACUUAGUUAAUGGCUACCACCUAGUACGUUAGAAGGUCUUGACUUAGUUAAUGGCUACCACCCAGUACAUUAGAAGGUCUUGACUUAGUUAAUGGCUACCACCCAGUACAUUAGAAGGUCUUGACUUAGUUAAUGGCUACCACCUAGUACAUUAGAAGGUCUUGACUUAGUUAAUGGCUACCACCCAGUACAUUAGAAGGUCUUGACUUAGUUAAUGGCUACCACCCAGUACAUUAGAAGGUCUUGACUUAGUUAAUGGCUACCACCUAGUACAUUAGAAGGUCUUGACUUAGUUAAUGGCUACCACCCAGUACAUUAGAAGGUCUUGACUUAGUUAAUGGCUACCACCCAGUACAUUAGAAGGUCUUGACUUAGUUAAUGGCUACCACCUAGUACAUUAGAAGGUCUUGACUUAGUUAAUGGCUACCACCCAGUACAUUAGAAGGUCUUGACUUAGUUAAUGGCUACCACCCAGUACAUUAGAAGGUCUUGACUUAGUUAAUGGCUACCACCUAGUACAUUAGAAGGUCUUGACUUAGUUAAUGGCUACCACCCAGUACAUUAGAAGGUCUUGACUUAGUUAAUGGCUACCACUCAGUACAUUAGAAGGUCUUGACUUAGUUAAUGGCUACCACCUAGUACAUUAGAAGGUCUUGACUUAGUUAAUGGCUACCACCCAGUACAUUAGAAGGUCUUGACUUAGUUAAUGGCUACCACCCAGUACAUUAGAAGGUCUUGACUUAGUUAAUGGCUACCACCUAGUACAUUAGAAGGUCUUGACUUAGUUAAUGGCUACCACCCAGUACAUUAGAAGGUCUUGACUUAGUUAAUGGCUACCACCCAGUACAUUAGAAGGUCUUGACUUAGUUAAUGGCUACCACCUAGUACAUUAGAAGGUCUUGACUUAGUUAAUGGCUACCACCCAGUACAUUAGAAGGUCUUGACUUAGUUCAUGGCUACCACCUAGUACAUUAGAAGGUCUUGACUUAGUUAAUGGCUACCACCCAGUACAUUAGAAGGUCUUGACUUAGUUAAUGGCUACCACCUAGUACAUUAGAAGGUCUUGACUUAGUUAAUGGCUACCACCCAGUACAUUAGAAGGUCUUGACUUAGUUAAUGGCUACCACCUAGUACAUUAGAAGGUCUUGACUUAGUUAAUGGCUACCACCUAGUAUGUUAGAAGGUCUUGACUUAGUUAAUGGCUACCACCCAGUACAUUAGAAGGUCUUGACUUAGUUAAUGGCUACCACCCAGUACAUUAGAAGGUCUUGACUUAGUUAAUGGCUACCACCUAGUACAUUAGAAGGUCUUGACUUAGUUAAUGGCUACCACCCAGUACAUUAGAAGGUCAUGACUUAGUUAAUGGCUACCACCCAGUACAUUAGAAGGUCUUGACUUAGUUAAUGGCUACCACCUAGUACAUUAGAAGGUCUUGACUUAGUUAAUGGCUACCACCCAGUACAUUAGAAGGUCUUGACUUGGUUAAUGGCUACCACCCAGUACAUUAGAAGGUCUUGACUUAGUUAAUGGCUACCACCUAGUACGUUAGAAGGUCUUGACUUAGUUAAUGGCUACCACCCAGUACAUUAGAAGGUCUUGACUUAGUUAAUGGCUACCACCCAGUACAUUAGAAGGUAUUGACUUAGUUAAUGGCUACCACCUAGUACAUUAGAAGGUCUUGACUUAGUUAAUGGCUACCACCCAGUACAUUAGAAGGUCUUGACUUAGUUAAUGGCUACCACCUAGUACAUUAGAAGGUCUUGACUUAGUUAAUGGCUACCACCUAGUACAUUAGAAGGUCUUGACUUAGUUAAUGGCUACCACCCAGUACAUUAGAAGGUCUUGACUUAGUUAAUGGCUACCACCUAGUACAUUAGAAGGUCUUGACUUAGUUAAUGGCUACCACCUAGUACGUUAGAAGGUCUUGACUUAGUUAAUGGCUACCACCUAGUACAUUAGAAGGUCUUGACUUAGUUAAUGGCUACCACCCAGUACAUUAGAAGGUCUUGACUUAGUUAAUGGCUACCACCUAGUACAUUAGAAGGUCUUGACUUAGUUAAUGGCCACCACCUAGUACAUUAGAAGGUCUUGACUUAGUUAAUGGCUACCACCCAGUACAUUAGAAGGUCUUGACUUAGUUAAUGGCCACCACCUAGUACAUUAGAAGGUCUUGACUUAGUUAAUGGCUACCACCUAGUACAUUAGAAGGUCUUGACUUAGUUAAUGGCUACCACCCAGUACAUUAGAAGGUCUUGACUUAGUUAGUGGCUACCACCCAGUACAUUAGAAGGUAUUGACUUAGUUAAUGGCUACCACCUAGUACAUUAGAAGGUCUUGACUUAGUUAAUGGCUACCACCCAGUACAUUAGAAGGUCUUGACUUAGUUAAUGGCUACCACCCAGUACAUUAGAAGGUCUUGACUUAGUUAAUGGCUACCACCUAGUACGUUAGAAGGUCUUGACUUAGUUAAUGGCUACCACCCAGUACAUUAGAAGGUCUUGACUUAGUUAAUGGCUACCACCCAGUACAUUAGAAGGUAUUGACUUAGUUAAUGGCUACCACCUAGUACAUUAGAAGGUCUUGACUUAGUUAAUGGCUACCACCCAGUACAUUAGAAGGUCUUGACUUAGUUAAUGGCUACCACCUAGUACAUUAGAAGGUCUUGACUUAGUUAAUGGCUACCACCUAGUACAUUAGAAGGUCUUGACUUAGUUAAUGGCUACCACCCAGUACAUUAGAAGGUCUUGACUUAGUUAAUGGCUACCACCUAGUACAUUAGAAGGUCUUGACUUAGUUAAUGGCUACCACCUAGUACGUUAGAAGGUCUUGACUUAGUUAAUGGCUACCACCUAGUACAUUAGAAGGUCUUGGACUUAGUUAAUGGCUACCACCCAGUACAUUAGAAGGUCUUGACUUAGUUAAUGGCUACCACCUAGUACAUUAGAAGGUCUUGACUUAGUUAAUGGCCACCACCUAGUACAUUAGAAGGUCUUGACUUAGUUAAUGGCUACCACCCAGUACAUUAGAAGGUCUUGACUUAGUUAAUGGCCACCACCUAGUACAUUAGAAGGUCUUGACUUAGUUAAUGGCUACCACCUAGUACAUUAGAAGGUCUUGACUUAGUUAAUGGCUACCACCCAGUACAUUAGAAGGUCUUGACUUAGUUAGUGGCUACCACCCAGUACAUUAGAAGGUAUUGACUUAGUUAAUGGCUACCACCUAGUACAUUAGAAGGUCUUGACUUAGUUAAUGGCUACCACCCAGUACAUUAGAAGGUCUUGACUUAGUUAGUGGCUACCACCUAGUACAUUAGAAGGUCUUGACUUAGUUAAUGGCUACCACCUAGUACAUUAGAAGGUCUUGACUUAGUUAAUGGCUACCACCCAGUACAUUAGAAGGUCUUGACUUAGUUCAUGGCUACCACCUAGUACAUUAGAAGGUCUUGACUUAGUUAAUGGCUACCACCUAGUACAUUAGAAGGUCUUGACUUAGUUAAUGGCUACCACCCAGUACAUUAGAAGGUCUUGACUUAGUUAAUGGCUACCACCCAGUACAUUAGAAGGUCUUGACUUAGUUAGUGGCUACCACCCAGUACAUUAGAAGGUCUUGACUUAGUUAAUGGCUACCACCUAGUACAUUAGAAGGUAUUGACUUAGUUAAUGGCUACCACCCAGUACAUUAGAAGGUCUUGACUUAGUUAAUGGCUACCACCUAGUACAUUAGAAGGUCUUGACUUAGUUAAUGGCUACCACCUAGUACAUUAGAAGGUCUUGACUUAGUUAAUGGCUACCACCUAGUACAUUAAAAGGUCUUGACUUAGUUAAUGGCUACCACCCAGUACAUUAGAAGGUCUUGACUUAGUUAAUGGCUACCACCCAGUACAUUAGAAGGUCUUGACUUAGUUGAUGGCUACCACCUAGUACAUUAGAAGGUCUUGACUUAGUUAAUGGCUACCACCUAGUACAUUAGAAGGCCUUGACUUAGUUAAUGGCUACCACCCAGUACAUUAGAAGGUCUUGACUUAGUUAAUGGCUACCACCCAGUACAUUAGAAGGUCUUGACUUAGUUAAUGGCUACCACCUAGUACAUUAGAAGGUCUUGACUUAGUUAAUGGCUACCACCUAGUACAUUAGAAGGUAUUGACUUAGUUAAUGGCUACCACCCAGUACAUUAGAAGGUCUUGACUUAGUUAAUGGCUACCACCCAGUACAUUAGAAGGUCUUGACUUAGUUAAUGGCUACCACCUAGUACAUUAGAAGGUAUUGACUUAGUUAAUGGCUACCACCCAGUACAUUAGAAGGUCUUGACUUAGUUAAUGGCUACCACCCAGUACAUUAGAAGGUCUUGACUUAGUUAAUGGCUACCACCCAGUACAUUAGAAGGUCUUGACUUAGUUAAUGGCUACCACCCAGUACAUUAGAAGGUCUUGACUUAGUUAAUGGCUACCACCUAGUACAUUAGAAGGUAUUGACUUAGUUAAUGGCUACCACCUAGUACAUUAGAAGGUCUUGACUUAGUUAAUGGCUACCACCCAGUACAUUAGAAGGUCUUGACUUAGUUAAUGGCUACCACCCAGUACAUUAGAAGGUCUUGACUUAGUUAAUGGCUACCACCCAGUACAUUAGAAGGUCUUGACUUAGUUAAUGGCUACCACCCAGUACAUUAGAAGGUCUUGACUUAGUUAAUGGCUACCACCUAGUACAUUAGAAGGUCUUGACUUAGUUAAUGGCUACCACCCAGUACAUUAGAAGGUCUUGACUUAGUUAAUGGCUACCACCCAGUACAUUAGAAGGUCUUGACUUAGUUAAUGGCUACCACCUAGUACAUUAGAAGGUAUUGACUUAGUUAAUGGCUACCACCCAGUACAUUAGAAGGUCUUGACUUAGUUAAUGGCUACCACCCAGUACAUUAGAAGGUCUUGACUUGUUAAUGGCUACCACCAGUACAUUAGAAGGUCUUGACUUAGUUAAUGGCUACCACCUAGUACAUUAGAAGGUCUUGACUUAGUUAAUGGCUACCACCCAGUACAUUAGAAGGUCUUGACUUAGUUAAUGGCUACCACCCAGUACAUUAGAAGGUCUUGACUUAGUUAAUGGCUACCACCUAGUACAUUAGAAGGUCUUGACUUAGUUAAUGGCUACCACCCAGUACAUUAGAAGGUCUUGACUUAGUUAAUGGCUACCACUCAGUACAUUAGAAGGUCUUGACUUAGUUAAUGGCUACCACCUAGUACAUUAGAAGGUCUUGACUUAGUUAAUGGCUACCACCCAGUACAUUAGAAGGUCUUGACUUAGUUAAUGGCUACCACCCAGUACAUUAGAAGGUCUUGACUUAGUUAAUGGCUACCACCUAGUACAUUAGAAGGUCUUGACUUAGUUAAUGGCUACCACCCAGUACAUUAGAAGGUCUUGACUUAGUUAAUGGCUACCACCCAGUACAUUAGAAGGUCUUGACUUAGUUAAUGGCUACCACCUAGUACAUUAGAAGGUCUUGACUUAGUUAAUGGCUACCACCCAGUACAUUAGAAGGUCUUGACUUAGGUUCAUGGCUACCACCUAGUACAUUAGAAGGUCUUGACUUAGUUAAUGGCUACCACCCAGUACAUUAGAAGGUCUUGACUUAGUUAAUGGCUACCACCUAGUACAUUAGAAGGUCUUUGACUUAGUUAAUGGCUACCACCCAGUACAUUAGAAGGUCUUGACUUAGUGUAAUGGCUACCACCUAGUACAUUAGAAGGUCUUGACUUAGUUAAUGGCUACCACCUAGUACGUUAGAAGGUCUUGACUUAGUAAUGGCUACCACCCAGUACAUUAGAAGGUCUUGACUUAGUUAAUGGCUACCACCCAGUACAUUAGAAGUUCUUGACUUAGUUAAUGGCUACCACCUAGUACAUUAGAAGGUCUUGACUUAGUUAAUGGCUACCACCCAGUACAUUAGAAGGUCAUGACUUAGUUAAUGGCUACCACCCAGUACAUUAGAAGGUCUUGACUUAGUUAAUGGCUACCACCUAGUACAUUAGAAGGUCUUGACUUAGUUAAUGGCUACCACCCAGUACAUUAGAAGGUCUUGAUCUUGGUUAAUGGCUACCACCCAGUACAUUAGAAGGUCUUGACUUAGUUAAUGGCUACCACCUAGUACGUUAGAAGGUCUUGACUUAGUUAAUGGCUACCACCCAGUACAUUAGAAGGUCUUGACUUAGUUAAUGGCUACCCACCCAGUACAUUAGAAGGUAUUGACUAGUUAAUGGCUACCACCUAGUACAUUAGAAGGUCUUGACUUAGUUAAUGGCUACCACCCAGUACAUUAGAAGGUCUUGACUUAGUUAAUGGCUACCACCUAGUACAUUAGAAGGUCUUGGACUUAGUUAAUGGCUACCACCUAGUACAUUAGAAGGUCUUGACUUAGUUAAUGGCUACCACCCAGUACAUUAGAAGGUCUUGACUUAGUUAAUGGCUACCACCUAGUACAUUAGAAGGUCUUGACUUAGUUAAUGGCUACCACCUAGUACGUUAGAAGGUCUUGACUUAGUUAAUGGCUACCACCUAGUACAUUAGAAGGUCUUGACUUAGUUAAUGGCUACCACCCAGUCACAUUAGAAGGUAUUGACUUAGUAAUGGCUACCACCUAGACAUUAGAAGGUCUUGAUUAGUUAAUGGCCACCACCUAGUACAUUAGAAGGUCUUGACUUAGUUAAUGGCUACCACCCAGUACAUUAGGAAGGUCUUGACUUAGUUAAUGGCCACCACCUAGUACAUUAGAAGGUCUUGACUUAGUUAAUGGCUACCACCCAGUACAUAGAAGGUCUUGACUAGUUAAUGGCUACCACCAGUACAUUAGAAGGUCUGACUUAGUUAAUGGCUACCACCAGUACAUUAGAAGGUCUUGACUUAGUUAAUGGCUACCACCAGUACAUUAGAAGGUCUUGACUUAGUUAAUGGCUACCACCUCAGUACAUUAGAAGGUUUUGACUUAGUUAAUGGCUACCACCCAGUACAUUAGAAGGUCUUGACUUAGUUUAAUGGCUACCACCCAGUACAUUAGAAGGUCUUGACUUAGUUAAUGGCUACCACCCAGUACAUUAGAAGGUCUUGGGACUUAGUUAAUGGCUACCACCUAGUACAUUAGAAGGUCUUGACUUAGUUAAUGGCUACCACCCAGUACAUUAGAAGGUCUUGACUUAGUUAAUGGCUACCACCUAGUACAUUAGAAGGUCUUGACUUAGUUAAUGGCUACCACCCAGUACAUUAGAAGGUCUUGACUUAGUUAAUGGCUACCACCUAGUACAAUUAGAAGGUCUUGACUUAGUUAGUGGCUACCACCCAGUACAUUAGAAGGUCUUGACUUAGUUAGUGGCUACCACCUAGUACAUUAUUUACCCCACUGACACCUGCUGCAACAUACAUGAGGUCAUAAUAUUAAUAAUAAUAUCAUCCUUCUCUCUCUCCCCUCCUCUCUCUCCUCCCCCCUCUCUCUCCCUCCCCCUCUCUCUCUCCCUCCCCCUCUCAUCCUCUUCCCUCCCCCCCUCUCUCUCCCUCCCCCCUCUCUCGCUCCUCCCCCUCUCUCCUUCUCCUCCUCUCUCUUCUCUCUCUCUCUUCCCCUCUCUCCCUCCCCUCUCCCUUCUCUCUCUCUCCCCCCAGGCCUGAUGGUGAGAAGAAGGCGUAUGUCCGUCUGGCUCCAGAUUACGAUGCGUUGGAUGUGGCCAACAAGGUGAGAUCUAGAGUAGAGCCGUAUUAUGACAGAAACAGCAGGAUCUGCAUCUCAAUAGUCUACAAGACUCCUCUCAUGAGAACGCGUCUCAAAUGGCCCUCCGUUCCUAAUACGGGGUUUACAGAACAUUAGGAACACCUGCUGUUUCCAUGACAGACUGACCAGGUGAAAGCUAUGAUCCCUUAUUGAUGUCACUUGUUAAAUCCACUUCAAUCAGUGUAGAUGAAAGGGAGGAGACGGGUUAAAGAAGGAUUUUAAAGCCUAGAGACAGUUGAGACAUGGAUUGUGUAGAUGUGCCAUUCAGAGGGUGAAUGGGCAAGACAAAAGAUUUAAGUGCCUUUUGAACGGGGUAUGGUAGUAGGAAAUGUUCCCUCUAAACUGCGCUCGGGCGUGCAGUAGCUGCCACAGAAAUAUCAGCCCACAGAGAGACGCACCAGUUUCUAGAGCAGUGUUCACCAACCAGUCGGUCUCGGAGGCAGUCCCGGUCGGUCUCGGAAGGCAGUCCCGGUCGGUCUCGGAGGCACUCGGGGUCGGUCUCGGAGGCAGUCCCGGUCGGUCUCGGAGGCACUCGGGGUCGGUCUCGGAGGCAGUCCCGGUCGGUCUCGGAGGCACUCGGGGUCGGUCUCGGAGGCAGUCCUGGUCGGUCUCGGAGGCAGUCCCGGUCGGUCUCGGAGGCAGUCCCGGUCGGUCUCGGGGUCAGUCCCGGUCGGUCUCGGAAGGCAGUCCCGGUCGGUCUCGGAAGGCAGUCCCGGUCGGUCUCGGAGGCAGUCCCGGUCGGUCUCGGAGGCAGUCCCGGUCGGUCUCGGAGGCAGUCCCGGUCGGUCUCGGAAGGCAGUCCCGGUCGGUCUCGGAAGGCAGUCCCGGUCGGUCUCGGAAGGCAGUCCCGGUCGGUCUCGGGGUCAGUCCCGGUCGGUCUCGGAGGCAGUCCCGGUCGGUCUCGGUCGGUAGGCAGUCCUGGUCGGUCUCCAAACAUUUCUGUAAAAACCCAAAGAUAAAGCCUUAUUCCUAUUGUUCUGUUAGUCUCGGCCUGGUGGUUCAGCGGCGCUGCGCCAAGUAACUCUGCCUUCCCAGCAGGCCCAGAGAGCAAAUCAAGUGCACUAUAGGCCCACCGCUGGCCAAUCGGAUGGCUCAGAUGACCGUGUCUGCAGUAACGUAGCAGGCGUAAAAGAAAGCUACAGCAAAGUUGAUACUGUGAGAUUUCAAAACGUUUAAAACCACGACUAGAGAGAGACUGUCAACGAAUACAGCAAAGAGCUGCUGUUUUUAUGAGUGAGUUCAUGUUUAAGUUCUUACUCAGCGCUGUCAACACUUUGUAUUCAACACUUUUAUAAGCCAUAAAAUGCGCAUUCUUCCUAUUUCCACUCAGCGCUACAACAAGUACUGCAGCAGUAAUUGUUUAAAUCUGUACAGACAGGACACUAGGCCAUUUAGAGGAGACUACUGGAGAGUAUUGAGAUGCACCCAUUUUGUUCACUGUCAGCCAAUAGCGUUGGAGACGUGUGGUGUCCAAUCGGACUGCAGGAGAGGCUCUGAGCAGAUGAUGAAUGAUUUUAAUUUCUGAUGAAUACUGACAGACUCAAAGGAACCACUGAUGCCAGAGACCACCUGCUUUGUGAUGCUUUAUAAAUGCACUAUGACGCCUUAUAACAGUCCUAUGAUGCCUGGCUAACACCUGUCAUGUCUUGUGUUCCAGAUUGGCAUCAUCUAGACGGCUGCUGGGGAGAUGUACAGAGGAAUAAAUGUUUAUAAAAACGCAACGCCCUCGUCUUGUCUGUUAUUGGUUGGUUCUCACUGACAGUCACACCCACACGCAGGGCUCCUCCUCAUCAAACAUGCUACCACUGGUUUGUUGCCCUAGGGCUGGCCUGCCCAUCCCUGUUCCUGGAGACAAGACAGCCCAAAACCUACAGGAGGGUAUCUCUCCAGGAACAGGGUUGGAGUUAAAACCUACAGGAGGGUAGCUCUCCAGGAACAGGGUUGGAGUUAAAACCUACAGGAGGGUAUCUCUCCAGGAACAGGGUUAGAGUUAAAAACCUACAGGAGGGUAUCUCUCCAGGAACAGGGUUGGAGUUAAAACCUACAGGAGGGUAUCUCUCCAGGAACAGGGUUGGAGUUAAAACCUACAGGAGGGUAUCUCUCCAGGAACAGGGUUGGAGUUAAAACCUACAGGAGGGUAUCUCUCCAGGAACAGGGUUAGAGUUAAAAACCUACAGGAGGGUAUCUCUCCAGGAACAGGGUUGGAGUUAAAACCUACAGGAGGGUAUCUCUACAGGAACAGGGUUAGAGUUAAAAACCUACAGGAGGGUAUCUCUCCAGGAACAGGGUUGGAGUUAAAACCUACAGGAGGGUAUCUCUACAGGAACAGGGUUAGAGAUAAAACCUACAGGAGGGUAUCUCUCCAGGAACCGGGUUGGGCAACCCUGGCCUAGAUGUUCCAGUGGAAAGAAAGGCAGGAUUGAUCUACUCAAGUAUUUAAAUAUCAUGUGACUCCACUAUAUCCGGGGGUUUUUUUUGCCCAAAAAAUCUAUAAACCUGUUUUUGCUUUGUCAUUAUGGGGUGUUGUGUGUAGAUUGAUGAGGGGGAAAAAACAAUUUAAUCAAUUUUAGAAUAAGGUAAUGUAGCUCAGUUGGAAGAGCAUGGCUCUUGCAACGCCAGGGUUGUGGGUUCGUUUCCCACGGGGGGCCAGUAUGAAAAAUGUAUGCACUCACUAACUGUAAGUCGCUCUGGAUAAGAGCGUCUGCUAAAUGACUAAAAAUUUAACUGUGGAUAAAGUCAAGGUCUGAAUACUUUCUGAAUGCACUGUAUAUAUAUAUAUUUUUUAGCACUGUAUAUGAAUGUUCAAUAUGCGCAACAGGCUGGAUAGUGAGGUGAUUUUCCGCAGUCUCGCAAUAAGCAUGGUGUUUGUUGAAUGAAAUGCUGACAUGUCUACAACAUGGUUUGAGAACAUACAGAUACAUAUGUUUAUAAAGCUACAAGCAGCGUGUGGGUGCAGCAUUUCAGACGGAGAAGGAAGGAUGUAGCAUUUCAGACGGAGAAGGAAGGAUGCAGCAUUUCAGAUGGAGAAGGAAGGAUGCAGUGGAUUGUCUCUAGUUCAAGGAAAUUGACUGAAAAAAAUCUCCUUGUCAGUCUGUGUAUUGGAAAUGUAAUAUUGCAAUGUACGGCCAGCGUAGUGAGUAGCAACCACCGAUUACAACUCCCAAAUAUUUUACACAGAAUUAUAGCUUUUAUUGCGGGACUUUGCUGUCACCUCCCCACACAAUCUUAAUGUGCGUAUUGAACAUUCAUACUGGACUGUAAAGUCCUGCAAUAAUAGCUAUGACGCUAAUCUCUGCGUAAACUCUAUGGGAUAGUUAUCUGUUGGUGGGCUGAGGAGGCUAAUGGCCCAUUUCAUGAGUGCGUACUCUGUAGUGAGCCUGUGCAGUCCAAUAUGAGUAUUCAAUAUGCACAAAAGGACGAAUAGUGAGGUUCAUGAAGACGAGUUACAAUUAAGUGUGCACUUGGGAAUUUCCCACCCGGACCCGAUAUGCAUAAAUACAUUUUUUAAAUAUAGAGAACCGUUCCGUAUGGACCUGGUCGGAUCCGAGUGAGGGAAACAGCCGAAAAGUCAUUUUUGAAGCUACUUUAUUAACGGGAGCUGAUAAAGCGAGAGGAUUGCUGCGCUUGCAGGUGAGGCAGGGAGUGACGAGACAGCAACCAACCAAGCAGACUCACGAUAUAGUAGACUAAUAGUGCAGUUGCCGUACCAGGCGGUGAUACAGCCCGACAGGAUGCUCUCAAUUGGGCAUCUGUAAAUGUUUGUGAGGGUUUUAGGUGUCAGGCCAAAUUUCUUCUUCCUCCUGAGGUUGAAGAGGUUCUGUUGCGCCUUCUUCACCACACUGUCUGCGUGGGUGGACCAUUUCAGUUUGUCGGUGAUGUGUACGCCAAGGAAUAUUGUGCAUAUUGAAUAUUCAUAUUGGACUGUAAAGUCCUGCAAUAAUAGCUAUGAUGCUAAUAUUUGUGUAAACUCUUUGGAAUUGUAAUCUGUGGAUGUGACUGAGUAGGCUGAUACCACAUUUCAUUGGUGCACACUUCAUAUGUCAGGCUAUACGUUGCAAUAUGUCCAAUACUAUUAUUCCAAUACACUGACUGGGACGACUCCUAUUGCAGGACUUUUACUGAGAGAAAUCACCUCCCCAGUCAGUCUAUUGGACAUUACAUUUACAUUUUAGUCAUUUAGCAGGACGCUCUUAUCCAGAGCGACUUAGUUAGUGAGUGCAUACAUUAUUUUUUGUAUUUUUCAUACUGGCCCCCCGUGGGAAUCAAACCCACAACCCUGGCGUUGCAAACGCCAUGCUCUACCAACUGAGCUACAUCCCUGCCGGCCAUUCCCUCCCCUACCCUGGACGACGCUGGGCCAAUUGUGCGCCGCCCCAUGGGUCUCCCGGUCGCGGCCGGCUACGACAAAGCCUGGAUUCAAACCAGGAUCUCUAGUGGCACAGCUAGCACUGCGAUGCAGUGCCUUAGACCACUGCGCCACUCGGGAGGUUACAUUGGUUAACUUUCUUUCCCUUUUGAAAAUGUGGAGCGAAUUGUUUUAAUCCCUAGUUUAAUCCCAUUUUAGAUGUAAUUUUAAGGCAGCAGAAUUAGAAAAAAAAUUCAGGGAGGUGUAGGACUUUCUAUAGGCACGGGAUAUGGUCAGAGGGGGUGUAGGACUUUCUAUAGGCACGGGAUAUGGUCAGAGGGGGUGGUGAAACAGGUGCUGAGAGUGCCAUCCGUUAAUCCAUCCAAUCACCGAUCCCGUAGAGGUUAAUCCAUCCAAUCACCGAUCCCGUAGAGGUUAAUCCAUCCAAUCACCGAUCCCGUAGAGGUUAAUCCAUCCAAUCACCGAUCCCAUAGAGGUUAAUCCAUCCAAUCACCGAUCCCGUAGAGGUUAAUCCAUCCAAUCACCGAUCCUGUAGAGGUUAAUCCAUCCAAUCACCGAUCCCGUAGAGGUUAAUCCAUCCAAUCACCGAUCCCGUAGAGGUUAAUCCAUCCAAUCACCGAUCCCGUAGAGGUUAAUCCAUCCAAUUAACAAUAUUAUAAGGCCUAUAGCCAUUCAUCAGUAAGACAUCCAUCUUUCACACUCAAACUUCAUAAACUACUUCUCUGCAAAUGUUGUUGAUCAGUACAAUAAAAUAAAUCCCAAAUGGAAACAGAUGUUCACCCCAAAACGAACUCAAUAUGCAUUCACCUGUAAUGUGAAUAAGCCUACAUCUUUAUGUACCCAGUUUAUCAAUAUAGUCUUUUACCAUUCAAAUAAAUGACCAUUAUGUUGUUAUAUUGGUACAAACUGUCUGAUUGAUUGUAUGAUUGAUUCUAGAGUAAUGAUAUUGAACUCAAGAUGCCCAACAGAGCAGUAGCUGCGUUUAUCAAUUAGGGUUGAAUGUUUUCCCGGUAUUUUAUAAUUUUCUCUCUCGAGUAUCUCCCGGUAUUCCCACCCAAACCGGAAGGGUCAUUCUAAAAGGAUACAGUGCCUUGCAAAAGUAUUCAUCCCCCUUUGCGUUUUUCCUAUUUUGUUGCAUUACAACCUGUAAUUUUAAUGGAUUUUUAUUUGGAUUUCAUGUAAUGGACAUACACAAAAUAGUCCAAAUUGGUGAAGUGAAAUGAAAAAAAUAACUUGUUUCAGAACAUUCUAAAAAAUAAAUAACGGAAAAGUGGUGCAUGCAUACGUAUUCACCCCCUUUGCUAUGAAGCCCCUAAAUAAGAUCUGGUGCAACCAAUUACCUUCAGAAGUCACAUAAUUAGUUAAAUAAAGUCCACCUGUGUGCAAUCUAAGUGUCACAUGAUCUGUCACAUGAUCUCAGUAUAUAUACAUCUGUUCUGAAAGGCCCGAGAGUCUGCAACACCACUAAGCAAGGGGCACCACCAAGAAAGCGGCACCAUGAAGACCAAGGAGCUCUCCAAACAGGUCAGGAACAAAGUUGUGGAGAAGUACAGAUCAGGGUUGGGUUAUAAAAAAUAUCUGAAACUUUAAACAUCCCACGGAGCACCAUAAAAUCCAUUAUUAAAAAAUGGAAAGAAUAUGGCACCACAACAAACCUGGCAAGGAGGGCAUUAAUCAGAGAGGCAACAAAGACACCAAAGAUAACCCUGAAGGAGCUGCAAAGCUUCACACGGAGAUUGGAGUAUCUGUCCAUAGGACCACUUUAAGCCGUACACUCCACAGAGCUGGGCUUUACGGAAGAGUGGGCAGAAAAAAGCCAUUGCUUAAAGAAAAUAAUAAGCAAACACAUUUGGUGUUCGCCAAAAGGCAUGUGGGAGACUCCCCAAACAUAUGGAAGACGGUACUCUGGUCAGAUGAGACUAAAAUUGAGCUUUUUGGCCAUAAAGGAAAACGCUAUGUCAGGCGCAAACCCAACACCUCUCAUCACCCCGAGAACACCAUUGAAGCAUGGUGGAGGCAGCAUCAUGCUGUGGGGAUGUUUUUCCAUCGGCAGGGACUGGGAAAUGAUGGAUGGCGCUAAAUACAGGGAAAUUCUUGAGGGAAACCUGCUUCAGUCUUCCAGAGAUUUGAGACUGGGACGGAGGUUCACCUUCCAGCAGGUAAAUGACCCUAAGCAUACUGCUAAAGCAACACUCAAGUUGUUUAAGGGGAAACAUUUAAAUGUCUUGGAAUGUCCUAGUUCAAGCCCAGACCUCAAUUGAGAAUCUGUGGAAUUACUUAAAGAUUGCUGUACACCAGCGGAACCCAUCCAACCUGAAGGAGCUGGAGCAGUUUUGCCUUGAAUCCCAGUGGCUAGAUGUGCCAAGCUUAUAGAGACAUACCCCAAGAGACUUGCAGCUGUAAUUGCUGCAAAAGGUGGCUCUACAAAGUAUUGACUUUGGGGGGGUGAAUAGUUAUGCACGCUCAAUAUUUUAUUUAUUUAUUAUUUCUUGUUUCACCAUAAAAAAUAUUUUGCAUCUUCAAAGUGGUAGCAUGUUGUGUAAAUCAAAUGAUACAACCCCCCCAAAAAAUAAAAAAAAUAAAAAUCAAUUUUAAUUCCAGGUUGUAAGGCAACAAAAUAGGAAAAAUGCCAAGUGGGGUGAAUACUUUUGCAAGCCACUGUAUAUGUCUGGAUGUAAUCUAUAAAUGUCUGGAUGUGAUUAGAGCUUUUGGUCGACAUGAUUGCGCCGUUAAUUAUCCAAUAAAAGCAAAUGAUAUUUAGGCUUCAUCACAUUACGCACGACAGACAAACAUAAAAGCCCAUAGAUGUAGCUAGCUAUAUAAAAGCCCAUAGAUGUAGCUAUCUAUAUAAAAGCCGAUAGAUGUAGUUAGCUAUAUAAAAGCCCAUAGAUGUAGCUAGCUAUAUAAAAGCCCAUAGAUGUGGCUAGCUAUAUAAAAGCCCAUAGAUGUAGUUAGCUAUAUAAAAGCCCAUAGAUGUAGCUAUCUAUAUAAAAGCCCAUAGAUGUAGUUAGCUAUAUAAAAGUCCAUAGAUGUAGCUGUCUAUAUAAAAGCCCAUAGAUGUAGCUAGCUAUAUAAAAGCCCAUAGAUGUAGCUAUCUAUAUAAAAGCCCAUAGAUGUGGCUAGCUAUAUAAAAGCCCAUAGAUGUAGUUAGCUAUAUAAAAGCCCAUAGAUGUAGCUAGCUAUAUAAAAGCCCAUAGAUGUAGCUAGCUAUAUAAAAGCCCAUAGAUGUAGCUAUCUAUAUAAAAGCCCAUAGAUGUAGCUAGCUAUAUAAAAGCCCAUAGAUGUAGCUAUCUAUAUAAAAGCCGAUAGAUGUAGUUAGCUAUAUAAAAGCCCAUAGAUGUAGCUAGCUAUAUAAAAGCCCAUAGAUGUAGCUAGCUAUAUAAAGCCCAUAGAUGUAGUUAGCUAUAUAAAAGCCCAUAGAUGUAGUUAGCUAUAUAAAGCCCAUAGAUGUAGUUAGCUAUAUAAAAGCCCAUAGAUGUAGCUAGCUAUAUAAAAGCCCAUAGAUGUAGUUAGCUAUAUAAAAGCCCAUAGAUGUAGCUAGCUAUAUAAAGCCCAUAGAUGUAGCUAGCUAUAUAAAAGCCCAUAGAUGUGGCUAGCUAUAUAAAAGCCCAUAGAUGUAGUUAGCUAUAUAAAAGCCCAUAGAUGUAGCUAUCUAUAUAAAAGCCCAUAGAUGUAGUUAGCUAUAUAAAAGUCCAUAGAUGUAGCUGUCUAUAUAAAAGCCCAUAGAUGUAGCUAGCUAUAUAAAAGCCCAUAGAUGUAGCUAUCUAUAUAAAAGCCCAUAGAUGUGGCUAGCUAUAUAAAAGCCCAUAGAUGUAGUUAGCUAUAUAAAAGCCCAUAGAUGUAGCUAUCUAUAUAAAAGCCCAUAGAUGUAGUUAUGCUGUCUAUAUAAAAGCCCAUAGAUGUAGCUAGCUAUAUAAAAGCCCAUAGAUGUAGCUAUCUAUAUAAAAGCCCAUAGAUGUAGCUAGCUAUAUAAAAGCCCAUAGAUGUAGCUAGCUAUAUAAAAGCCCAUAGAUGUAGCUAUCUAUAUAAAAGCCCAUAGAUGUAGUUAUGCUGUCUAUAUAAAAGCCCAUAGAUGUGGCUAGCUAUAUAAAAGCCCAUAGAUGUAGCUAGCUAUAUAAAAGCCCAUAGAUGUAGCUAUCUAUAUAAAAGCCGAUAGAUGUAGUUAGCUAUAUAAAAGCCCAUAGAUUUAGUUAUGCUGUCUAUAUAAAAGCCCAUAGAUGUAGUUAGCUAUAUAAAAGCCCAUAGAUGUAGCUAGCUAUAUAAAAGCCCAUAGAUGUAGUUAGCUAUAUAAAAGCCCAUAGAUGUAGUUAUGCUAUCUAUAUAAAAGCCCAUAGAUGUAGCUAUCUAUAUAAAAGCCCAUAGAUGUAGCUAUCUAUAUAAAAGCCCAUAGAUGUAGUUAGCUAUAUAAAAGCCCAUAGAUGUAGCUAGCUAUAUAAAAGCCCAUAGAUGUAGUUAUGCUGUCUAUAUAAAAGCCCAUAGAUGUAGCUAUCUAUAUAAAAGCCCAUAGAUGUAGUUAUGCUGUCUAUAUAAAAGCCCAUAGAUGUAGCUAUCUAUAUAAAAGCCCAUAGAUGUAGUUAGCUAUAUAAAAGCCCAUAGAUGUAGCUAGCUAUAUAAAGCCCAUAGAUGUAGUUAUGCUGUCUAUAUAAAAGCCCAUAGAUGUAGCUAGCUAUAUAAAAGCCCAUAGAUGUAGCUAGCUAUAUAAAAGCCCAUAGAUGUAGCUAGCUAUAUAAAAGCCCAUAGAUGUAGCUAUCUAUAUAAAAGCCCAUAGAUGUAGCUAGCUAUAUAAAAGCCCAUAGAUGUAGCUAGCUAUAUAAAAGCCCAUAGAUGUAGCUAUCUAUAUAAAAGCCCAUAGAUGUAGUUAUGCUGUCUAUAUAAAAGCCCAUAGAUGUGGCUAGCUAUAUAAAAGCCCAUAGAUGUAGCUAGCUAUAUAAAAGCCCAUAGAUGUAGCUAUCUAUAUAAAAGCCGAUAGAUGUAGUUAGCUAUAUAAAAGCCCAUAGAUUUAGUUAUGCUGUCUAUAUAAAAGCCCAUAGAUGUAGUUAGCUAUAUAAAAGCCCAUAGAUGUAGCUAGCUAUAUAAAAGCCCAUAGAUGUAGUUAGCUAUAUAAAAGCCCAUAGAUGUAGUUAUGCUAUCUAUAUAAAAGCCCAUAGAUGUAGCUAUCUAUAUAAAAGCCCAUAGAUGUAGCUAUCUAUAUAAAAGCCCAUAGAUGUAGUUAGCUAUAUAAAAGCCCAUAGAUGUAGCUAGCUAUAUAAAAGCCCAUAGAUGUAGUUAUGCUGUCUAUAUAAAAGCCCAUAGAUGUAGCUAUCUAUAUAAAAGCCCAUAGAUGUAGUUAUGCUGUCUAUAUAAAAGCCCAUAGAUGUAGCUAUCUAUAUAAAAGCCCAUAGAUGUAGUUAGCUAUAUAAAAGCCCAUAGAUGUAGCUAGCUAUAUAAAGCCCAUAGAUGUAGUUAUGCUGUCUAUAUAAAAGCCCAUAGAUGUAGCUAGCUAUAUAAAAGCCCAUAGAUGUAGCUAGCUAUAUAAAAGCCCAUAGAUGUAGCUAGCUAUAUAAAAGCCCAUAGAUGUAGCUAUCUAUAUAAAAGCCCAUAGAUGUAGCUAGCUAUAUAAAAGCCCAUAGAUGUAGCUAGCUAUAUAAAAGCCCAUAGAUGUAGCUAGCUAUAUAAAAGCCCAUAGAUGUAUCUAUCUAUAUAAAAGCCCAUAGAUGUAGCUAGCUAUAUAAAAGCCCAUAGAUGUAGCUAGCUAUAUAAAGCCCAUAGAUGUAGCUGACUAUAUAAAGCCCAUAGAUGUAGCUAGCUAUAUAAAGCCCAUAGAUGUAGCUAGCUAUAUAAAGCCCAUAGAUGUAGCUAGCUAUAUAAAGCCCAUAGAUGUAGCUAGCUAUAUAAAGCCCAUAGAUGUAGCUAGCUAUAUAAAGCCCAUAGAUGUAGCUAGCUAUAUAAAGCCCAUAGAUGUAGCUAGCUAUAUAAAAGCCCAUAGAUGUAGCUAGCUAUAUAAAGCCCAUAGAUGUAGCUAGCUAUAUAAAGCCCAUAGAUGUAGCUAGCUAUAUAACAGCCCAUAGAUGUAGCUGGCUAUAUAAAAGCCCAUAGAUGUAGCUAGCUAUAUAAAGCCCAUAGAUGUAGCUAGCUAUAUAAAAGCCCAUAGAUGUAGCUAUCUAUAUAAAAGCCCAUAGAUGUAACUAGCUAUAUAAAAGCCCAUAGAUGUAACUAGCUAUAUAAAAGCCCAUAGAUGUAGCUAGCUAUAUAAAGCCCAUAGAUGUAGCUAGCUAUAUAAAGCCCAUAGAUGUAGCUAGCUAUAUAACAGCCCAUAGAUGUAGCUAGCUAUAUAAAAGCCCAUAGAUGUAGCUAGCUAUAUAAAGCCCAUAGAUGUAGCUAGCUAUAUAAAAGCCCAUAGAUGUAGCUAUCUAUAUAAAAGCCCAUAGAUGUAACUAGCUAUAUAAAAGCCCAUAGAUGUAGCUAUCUAUAUAAAAGCCCAUAGAUGUAACUAGCUAUAUAAAUAAAUCCAUAGAUGUAACUAGCUAUAUAAAAGCCCAUAGAUGUAGCUUCAUGCUGUCUUGGGUAAAUUAAUGAAACAGGCUACUGUAGGCUAAUCUCUUUGAGUAUGGACUGUAUUACUGUACUAUACUGUGCUAUAUGGUCUGGAAUGAUGCACCUCGUUCAAACCAUGAAGCUGGGAGAGAACAUGCAAAGCUGGUGCAUGACAUGUGGCCUACAAAGUUACAAUUAUAGGCUAGUGAAUUUGAUUAAUUUUGAAAUAUAAUAGGGCCCAUUUUACAUGCGUAUCUUUAGUAGGCUGACAUACUUUUCCUAAAAUUAGCCUCUAUUGUUGCUUCAUUCCUUCCUCGCUUUCAACAGUUAAAUUAUAGUUUCAUUGUCCCCAUUUUCAUCCUUGUAAUAAAUAAUAUAGAUAAUAAUAUGAAUAAUAUAGAUAAUAAUAUGAAUAAUAUAGCACUAGAAUAAGAUGCAGACGGCUUUCACUUUACAUGAAUAAUUAAUUAUGGUUAUGGUCUAAAAUGUCUACCACCAUCACCAUCUCACCUUUCAAACUCCUCUGGAGUUCUAUUGGCUGCUGUAUUUAACAUUCAGCAAACAAGAGCUUGCAUCCCUCUUCAAAUAGUCUAUUAGUAUAAGAAAUUAUAUAUAUAUAUUUUAAAUUCCAGCAAGCUAUUAUAGUCUAACUUUUCCUGGGACUCCAAGAGCUAAGGAGCGUUUUUAAGGAAAGAGGCCAGCAGAGCGCAGAUGCAUAUUGCGCAAGAGAGAUGCUAUUAGUUAAAAGCUUAUGCAUAACCCAUCAUUCAUUAGCUAAAUACAAGGAUAAUACUGUAUAGAAUGUAUAACCUGGAAGAGGUAGGCUAGGACAUGAUCUAUACAUGCACACAUCAAUCUUGAACAGGAUUAUCUAUUUUGUAUGCAGAGAGUGCUCGCGUGAGCGCACAUUUUAAGCAACGAUAUUCGAGUGACAGGAUGUUUUAAAGCUCUGCAGCUGCAAUUUUUUUUUUUUAAUAAGGUGACCCCCAAAAGAUGUGUAAAGAUGCACAUUCAGUCCUUAUACUACUGUAGGAUAGGCUAUGCUGUUCCUGUAAAGAGUUACGAGAUGAUACAGGUGAACUGCACUCCAUAGAGCCCCACAGUGGAGGUGUCAUAAUACCCAUAAAACCUAGCGGUCAAACAGGGACAUGGUUCCAAUCCUUUUUCCACCAUUAAUCUUUACCAUAGGGGACUUUAGCAACACUUGAAUAAGGGCUGUGUUUGAUGUAGACUUACCCUGGCGUGACGUUUUGAUAACCGUGUCAAUCUCUCUCGGACAAGGUGACUUAUCAAAAUAAAAAAAACUGGAGGUUGUGGUGACUGGCCUUAAAUCAAACCGCCACGCAUUGCCCCGCUAGUAACUGGUCAAUGAGUCACUAGUUGUAGUUGGUCACAGAAGCAGUUCUAACCUUCUUCUCCGGGAAGCAGAAGGGCGGAGGUGUGUGUUUCAUGAUUAACGACUCAUGGUGUAAUUGUAGUAACAUACAGGAACUCAAGUCCUCCUGUUCACCCGACCUAGAAUAUCUCACAAUCAAAUGUCGACCAUAUUAUCUCCCAAGAGAAUUCUUUUUGGUUAUAGUCACGGCCGUGUACAGUGGGGGAAAAAAGUAUUUAGUCAGCCACCAAUUGUGCAAGUUCUCCCACUUAAAAAGAUGAGAGAGGCCUGUAAUUUUCAUCAUAGGUACACGUCAACUAUGACAGACAAAUUGAGAAAAAUUCCACCAUAAUUUGCAAAUAAAUUUAUAAAAAAUCCUACAAUGUGAUUUUCUGGAAUUUAUUUUCUCAUUAUGUCUGUCAUAGUUGACGUGUACCUAUGAUGAAAAUUACAGGCCUCUCUCAUAUUUUUAAGUGGGAGAACUUGCACAAUUGGUGGCUGACUAAAUACUUUUUUUCCCCACUGUAUAUUCCCCCUCAAGCCGAUACCACGACGGCCCUCAAAGAACUUCACUGGACCUUAUGCAGACUGGAAACCACAUAUCCUGAGGCCACAUUUAUUGUAGCCGGGGAUUUUAACAAAGCAAAUUUGAGGACUAGGCUGCCGAAGUUCUAUCAACAUAUCGACUGUACUCGCGCUGCUAAAGUCCUCGACCAUUGCUAUUCAAACUUCCGGGAUGGUUAUAAGGCCCUCCCACGCCCUCCUUUCGGCAAAUCUGACCACGACUCCAUUUUGCUCUCCUCCCUUUCUAUAGGCAGAAACUCAAAACAGGAAGUACCCGUGCUAAGGACUAUUCAACGCUGGUCUGACCAAUCGGAAUCCACGCUUCAAGAUUGUUUUGAUCACGCGGACUGGGAUAUGUUCCAGGUAGCUUCCAGAAAUAAUUUAGACGAAUACACUGACACGGUGACUGAGUUUAUCAGGAUGUGUAUAGGUGAUGUUGUGCCCACUGUGACUAUUAAAACCUACCCUAACCAGAAACCGUGGAUAGACGGCAGCAUUCGCACAAAUCUAAAAGCGAGAACCACCACAUUUAACCAUGGCAAGGUGACUGGGAAUAUGGCAGAAUACAAACGGUGUAGCUACUCACUCCGCAAGGCAAUUAAACUGGCAAAACAUCAGUAUAGAGACAAAGUGGAGUCGCAAUUCAAUGGCCCAGACACGAGACGUAUGUGGCAGGGUCUACAGACAAUCAUGGACUACAAAAGGAAAACCAGCCACGUCGCCGACACCGAUGUCUCGCUUCCAGACAAGCUAAACACCUUCUUCGCCGCUUUGAGGAUAACACAGUGCCACUGACGAGGCCCACUACCAAGGACUGUGGCCUCUCCUUCUCCGUGGCCGACGUGAUUAAGACAUUUAAGCAUGUUAACCCCCGCAAGGCUGCCGGCCCAGACGGCAUCCCUAGCCGCGUCCUCAGAGCAUGCGCAGACCAUCUGGCUGGUGUGUUCAUGGACAUAUUCAAUCUCUCCCUGUCCCAGUCUGCUGUCCCCACAUGCUUCAAGAUGGCCACCAUUGUUCCUGUACCCAAGAAAGCAAAGGUAACUGAACUAAAUGACUAUCGACCUGUAGCACUCACCUCUGUCAUCAUGAAGUGCUUUGAGAGAGUAGUCAAGGAUCAUAUCACCUCUACCUUACCUGCCACCCUAGACCCACUUCAAUUUGCUUACCGCCCCAAUAGAUCCACAGACGAUGCAAUCGCCAUCACACUGCACACUGCCCUAUCCCAUCUGGACAAGAGGAAUACCUAUGUAAGAAUGCUGUUCAUUGACUAUAGCUCAGCCUUCAACACCAUAGUACCCUCCAAGCUCAUCAUUAAGGUCGAGGCCCUGGGUCUGAACCCCGCCCAGUGCAACUGGGUCCUGGACUUCCUGACGGGCCGCCCCAAGGUGGUGAAGGUAGGAAACAACAUCUCCACUUCGCUGAUCCUCAACACUGGGGCCCCAUAAGGGUGCACUCAGCCCCCUCCUGUACUCCCUGUUCACCCAUGACUGCGUGGCCAAGCACGCCUCCAACUCAAUCAUCAGGUUUGCAGACGACGCAACAGUAGUAGGCUUGAUUACCAACAAUGACGAGACCGCCUACAGGGAGGAGGUGAGGGCUCUGGGAGUGUGGUGCAAGGAAAAUAACCUCUCACUCAAUGUCAACAAAACAAAGGAGAUGAUCGUGGACUUCAGGAAACAGCAGAGGGUGCACCCCCCUAUCCACAUCGACGGGACCGCAGUGGAGAAGGUGGAAAGCUUCAAGUUCCUUGGCGUACACAUAACUGACAAACUGAAAUGGUCCACCCACGCAGACAGUGUGGUGAAGAAGGCGCGAGAGAGCCUCUUCAACCUCAGGAGGCUGAAGAAAUUUGGCUUGGCAUCUAAAACCCUCACAAACAUUUACAGAUGCACAAUUGAGAGCAUCCUGUCGGGCUGUAUCGCCGCCUCGUACGGCAACUGCACCGCCCGCAACCGCAGGGCUCUCCAGAGGGUGGUGCGGUCUGCCGAACGCAUUGCCGGGGGCAAACUACCUGCCCUCCAAGACACAUACAGCACCCAAUGUCACAGGAAGGCCAAAAAGAUCAUCAAGGACAUCAACCACCCGAGCCACUGCCUGUUCACCCCGCUAUCAUCCAGAAGGCGAGGUCAGUACAGGUGCAUCAUAGCUGGGACCAAGAGAAUGAAAAACAGCUUCUAUCUCAAGGCCAUCAGACUGUUAAAUAGCCAUCACUAGCACAUUAGAGGCUGCUGCUGCCUAUUGAAAUCACUGGCCACUUUAAGAAAUGGAACACUAGUCACUUUAAUAAUGUUUACAUAUCUUGCAUUACUCAUCUCAUAUGUAUAUACUGCAUUCUAUUCUAUAAUAUUCUACUGUAUCUUAGUCCAUGCCGCUCUGUCAUUGCUUGUCCAUAUAUGUAUAUAUUCUUAAAUCCCAUUCCUUACUAGUUUUGAAAAACAGCUUCUAUCUCAAGGCCAGAUAGUUUUGUGUGUAUUGGGUAUAUGUUGUGAAAUUGUUAGAUAUUACUUGUUAGAUAUUACUGCACUGUCGGAGCUAGAAGCACAAGCAUUUCGCUACACCCGCAAUAACAUCUGCUAAACACGUGUAUGUGACAAAUACAAUUUGAUUUGAUUUGAAGUGAAUCGCCAUUAGCUGGGUUUAUAUACUAUAUGGCUACAGUAGCUCAUCACUCUCAAACACAACUAAUUACAUUACUACAUAUAACUUACCCAUGGAAGAUGAUGGAUUCAUUUUAAAUGGUCUUGCCUGGCAUGGAUCCAAGUUGUCCUUCAGAAAUGUCCGGAAAUAUUUUCACCAGAGACAGCCACUAGUGGCAGCCAAUCACGAGGGAGGCUGCUAUUCAGCGCGGGACUAUGUCCCCCCAAACUAUAAAAACACGGAUACACACACACACACUGAUACACAGACACUGACACACACACACACACACACACAGAUGGGUAAGGGAAUUGCUGUUACAAGAAAAUGUUCAGAGUAUGUAGCAUCUAGCAUUCUGAAUCAGGUAUAUUAUAUAUAUAUAUAAGUAUAUUCAGGGCAUCUAAGACAACGCAAGCCAAGGACAAAUCACCUUAAAUCUACAGUUUAUAUAGAGCCAUAGCUGAAUGGAACUGUUAUGUGGGCAGCUUGUCUCUCCCUUUUCUGUUUCCCUUCCUCCUUGUUUUGUCCCCUCUUUGUCUGUUGUAUCUGUAUGUGUGUUUGUCCCCAUUAUGUGUGUGUGUCUGGAGUGGAUCGGGGGGCGUGCUCAGGAUCUGCCUCUCCUGUGCAGCUGCGGGUUGUUUCCAGUGAUUCCUGCCUACGCAGCUGCAUCCUAUUCUCUCAUCAACCUGCACUACUAAUUCCUGGGCAUGGCUCUCCACCGGCGCCAGAUCGUUGUUCUUACUAGAGCGGUAACUUGGCUCACCAGUAGAGUUAAAUUGUCUUUGUCUUCAGCCUGGCUCUUUACUCACCUUAACCUGUCAUUUGUUUUGUCUUCAGUUCAGACAUACCUCCCAACCUGCCUGCCUGCCUGCCUGCCUGCCUCAGCCUCUCCUUCCUCCGGAGCCGACUAGCCCACUCUGUUCCUUUUCCUUAGUUGUUUUUGGACUAAGACAAAUUGAACUUUUAUUAAAAUAAUUUUUGUUUCUUCCACUCCCUUAGUCGUGUUUUGUUUCUCUGAGUGCUGGGUUUAACCAUAGCUUAACAGAACGAUCUGGCCAUGGACCCAACAGAGAAACAGCACGGGGCAAACAAAGACAGCUUCCAACAAGCUAUCCAGGCUCAAGGAACGUUGCUAGGACAGCAUGACCAAUUGAUUCGGACUCUUUUGGAAAAUAAUCAUCAACUGCUGAACCAGGUGACUCAGUUAACAACACAAGUCUCUAAAUUGUCUGUUAUCAGUUCUCCAUCUCUCUCUGACCCCCAGUUUGAUGCACCCCAAGUUGUUUCCUCUGACAUUAUGCAGGCUUCGUUCCGUCGGGAACCCCCUGUCACGUCGUCUGAACCGUUCAAUGGAGAAUUGGACAAGUGCCGGGGAUUUUUGCUUCAGUGUGACUUGAUUUUUCGGCAGAGACCACUGUCGUUUUCUACUGAUUCCUCUAAGGUACAUUAUGUUCUGGGGCUGUUAAGAGGGAGAGCUCUGGUUUGGGCUGAGGCUGUGUGCUCAAAUCAAACUUUGACUGGAUUGACUUUUGCUGAUUUUUCUGCUAAAUUGAAGACUGUUUUUGACCAUCCUGACCAUGUGGGUAAAUCCUCCAAGAGACUUUCUAAUUUGAGGCAGGGUUCUAACAGUGUGGCUGAGUACUCUAUUGAGUUCUGGACUUUGGCAGCGGACUCCAAGUGGAACAAUGUGGCACUUCAAGGAGCAUUUCUAAACGGUUUGAAUGAAGCCAUUAAGGAUGAACUGGCUGCUCGUGACGAGCCACAUGAUUUACAUUCUCUCGUUUCCCUGUCCAUUAAGCUAGACAACCGGUUGCGGGAGAGGCGUCGGGAGAGAGGCGGUCGGCCACAUCUAGGAGGACGAGUUCCCCAGCCUUCAACCACUCGAGUCUCGCCUCCCCGGAGCCGGCAGCUUCUUGUUCCUGAUCCCAUCCCGAGCACAGAGGAGGAACCAAUGCAAGUGGGUCGAGCUCAACUACCUCCAGCAGAGCGGCAACGGCGCCUCCAGGCGGGUGAGUGCCUGUACUGUGGAGACGCCACACACAUUCUGGCUACAUGCCCUAAGCGACCAAAAGACAAGGCUCGCUCGUAACGGUGGGUCUACUUGCGAGCCCAGAGUUAGAUCCUGAACCCAUCAUUCCCCAAUUACAAGUACCUGUAACCUUACGUUUCCAGAGUCAUUCCCUGCCACUCUCAGCUCUCAUAGACUCAGGUGCAGAAGACAACUUUAUUAGCCACCAGUUCGUUACACAAGCUCGUAUCCCCAUGGAGCCACUACCUACCCCCAUUCGGGUCACAGCCCUUGAUGGGCGCCUCCUCGCGGAGAUAACUCAUCAAACCACCCCCGUUUCCCUAGUGAUUUCUGGCAAUCAUUGUGAAAGCAUUCAGUUAAGAGUUAUGUCUGGCUCAGCUACCCCCCUAAUCCUUGGCUUCCCCUGGUUGGCUCUUCACAACCCACAAAUUGAUUGGACACGUCACACCAUUCUCAGUUGGAGCACUAACUGCCAUUCGGAGUGCCUUAGAUCAGCGGUUCCCCCCACUAAGUGUAACCCAACUCAUCCCUCAGCUCCUCUCGAUCUGUCAUCUGUCCCCAAAGAAUACCAUGACUUAGCGGAGGUUUUCAGUAAGGACAAGGCUCUGUCUCUACCACCACAUAGGCCUUAUGAUUGCCCUAUUGAACUGCUUCCUGGUGCUCCCUUGCCCUCUAGUCGCUUAUACAAUCUGUCCCGACCGGAAAGAGAGGCAAUGGAGCAGUAUAUUGGUGAUUCUCUGGCCUCGGGCAUAAUCCGUCCCUCGUCGUCUCCUUUGGGUGCAGGUUUCUUUUUCGUUGAAAAGAAAGACAAGUCGUUACGCCCCUGUAUCGAUUUCAGGGGUUUAAACAACAUAACUGUUAAAAACAAGUAUCCCCUUCCACUCAUCAACUCAGCUUUUGAACCUCUGCAUGGCGCCACAGUUUUCUCCAAGCUCGACCUCAGGAACGCUUAUCACCUUGUCAGAAUCCGAAAGGGAGAUGAGUGGAAAACCGCUUUCAACACUCCACUGGGGCAUUUUGAGUAUUUGGUCAUGCCCUUUGGGCUCUCAAACGCCCCUGCUGUAUUCCAAGCCAUGGUGAACGAUGUUCUUAGGGAUUUUUUGAACCGUUUUGUCUUUGUAUACCUGGAUGAUAUUCUUGUUUUUUCCAAGUCACCCGAGGAGCAUGAGUCACACGUCCGUCAAGUCCUUCAACGGCUCUUGGUGUACGUCAAAGCAGAAAAGUGUGAGUUCCACAAACAGUCUACAUCGUUCCUUGGUUUCAUCAUUGAGAGCGGGCAGGUGAAGGCGGACCCCGAGAAGAUCCGGGCAGUGACGGAAUGGCCCACACCCACCACCCGUAAGCAACUUCAACGAUUUUUGGGCUUUGCUAACUAAUGUUUACCCGGACAAUCUGCACUGACCCUAUCUUGCACUGACCCUACGCACACUCACUGGACUAUACAGUGCAUUCGGAAAGUAUUUUAUUUUAUUUUAUUUUAUUUCACCUUUAUUUAACCAGGUAAGCCAGUUGAGAACAAGUUCUCAUUUACAACUGCGACCUGGCCAAGAUAAAGCAAAGCAGUGCGAUAAAAACAACAACACAGAGUUACAUAUGGGGUAAACAAAACAUAAAGUCAAAAAUACAACAGAAAAUAUAUAUACAUUGUGUGCAAAUGUAGCAAGUUAUGGCGGUAAGGCAAUAAAUAGGCCAUAGUGCAAAAUAAUUACAAUUUAGUAUUAACACUGGAGUGAUAGAUGUGCAGAAGAUGAUGUGCAAAUAGAGAUACUGGGGUGCAAAUGAGCAAAAAAAAAAAAAAAAAAAAAAAAAAAAUAUUGUAAAGUGGUUAUGCCACUGGCUAUAAGGUGAAUGCACCAAUUUGUAAGUCGCUCUGGAUAAGAGUGUCUGCUAAAUGACGUAAAUGUAAAUGUAAAUAUGGGGAUGAGGUAGUUGGGUGGGCUAAUUACAGAUGGGCUGUGUACAGGUGCAGUGAUCGGUAAGGUGCUCUGACAACUGAUGCUUAAAGUUAGUGAGGGAGAUAAGAGUCUCCAGCUUCAGAGAUUUUUGCAAUUCGUUCCAGUCAUUGGCAGCAGAGAACUGGAAGGAACGGCGGCCAAAGGAGGUGUUGGCUUUGGGAAUGACCAGUGAGAUAUACCUGCUGGAGCGCAGACUACGGGUGGGUGCUGCUAUGGUGACCAAUGAGCUAAGAUAAGGCGGGGAUUUGCCUAGCAGUGAUUUAUAGAUGACCUGGAGCCAGUGGGUUUGGCGACAAAUAUGUAGUGAGGGCCAGCCAACAAGAGCGUAUAGGUCACAGUGGUGGGUAGUAUAUGGGGCUUUGGAGACAAAACGGAUGGCACUGUGAUAGACUACAUCCAAUUUGCUGAGUAGAGUGUUGGAGGCUAUUUUGUAAAUGACAUCGCCGAAGUCAAGGAUCGGUAGGAUAGUCCGUUUUACGAGGGCAUGUUUGGCAGCAUGAGUGAAGGAGGCUUUGUUGCAAAAUAGGAAGCCGAUUCUAGAUCUAACUUUUGAUUGGAGAUGCUUAAUGUGAGUCUGGAAGGAGAGUUUACGGUCUAACCAGACACCUAGGUAUUUGUAGUUGUCCACAUACUCUAGGUCAGACCCGCCGAGAGUAGUGAUUCUAGUCGGGUGGGCGGGUGCCAGCAGCGUUCGAUUGAAAAGCAUGCAUUUAGUUUUACUAGUGUUUAAGAGCAGUUGGAGGCUACUGAAGGAGUGUGUAUGGCAUUGAAGCUCGUUUGGAGGUUUGUUAACACAGUGUCCAAUGAAGGGCCAGAUUCAAAUUCAUCUGCCAACUACAUUACAUUAACAGCUGAACAACAGAAUAUUCAUUUUUAUCACGUUGGUAAAUUGUCUUUACUGUGUUUUCUCUGUAUUUAUAAAAAAAAUGCAAGCGUUUAUAAGGACAGUUGGAGAAUCUCCUUUGAGAGGGCGGGGCUGGGGAGCGAGGAGGGGGCGGGUGUAACGCUGCCAGCUCCCAGUCUGAUUGGACAAGUGACAUGUGGGCGGGUGUAGGGGGUGACGUGUCCUACAGAAGGGAUUAUCUUGUUUAUGUCGCCAUGUCUGCUGCUGACGACGACAACAUGGUGGAAGACUUUAGGAAGGACUAG